Molecule: messenger RNA, 1946 nt
Organism: Pyrus x bretschneideri (Chinese white pear)
Lineage: Eukaryota; Viridiplantae; Streptophyta; Magnoliopsida; Rosales; Rosaceae
Product: CBL-interacting serine/threonine-protein kinase 6
Exons: 1
Coding region: 347-1645 (432 amino acids)
Biological process (GO): signal transduction; protein phosphorylation
Molecular function (GO): protein kinase activity; ATP binding
Source: RefSeq, a predicted model, not a curated record
UGAAUGGAGAAAAAAGGACAAAAAAGCGAGAGCGAGAGGCCAAAACCCAAAAGAGUUCAGACGCCGCGAACGGUGGUGCUUUCAGAAACCUUAAAAAUUUAAGCCGGCUUAGCAAGCUGAAGGUGGUUAGGGAAUGCAGAGAGAUGAGAGAAGUUUGGCUGCCCAAGCCUGAGCUUUCAGUACGUGUCAGGCGCUGCAUCGGCGGCCGGAAUUGCCACCGGAAACACGUAGAGGACGGGUGAUCCAUUCGCCCCUCUUGUUUUCCGAAACGGUUACGUUUUUUUUCUUAAAGAGGCCUUUUGUCAAACACCUUUCGUGCAUUUUUUAAAGUUUGUUUUAGUUAACAAUGGCCGAGCAGAAAGAAAGCGGCGGCUCGUCGUUGCUGCACGGCAAGUACGAGCUGGGCCGUCUUCUGGGUCACGGCACUUUCGCCAAGGUCUACCACGCCCGACACCUGCCUAGCGGGAAGAACGUGGCGAUGAAGGUGGUGGGGAAGGAGAAGGUGAUCAAGGUGGGGAUGAUGGAGCAGGUCAAGAGGGAGAUCUCCGUGAUGAGGAUGGUGAAACACCCCAACAUCGUCGAGCUCCACGAGGUCUUGGCGAGCAAGUCCAAGAUCUAUUUCGCUAUGGAUCUGGUCCGCGGUGGCGAGCUCUUCGCCAAAAUCGCCAAGGGUCGGCUCAAGGAAGACGUCGCCAGGGUGUACUUCCAGCAGCUCAUCUCCGCCAUCGAUUUCUGCCACAGCCGCGGCGUCUACCACCGGGAUCUGAAGCCGGAGAACCUCCUCCUCGAUGAGGACGGCAAUUUGAAGGUCACCGAUUUCGGACUCAGUGCUUUCACAGAGCACUUGAAGCAGGACGGGCUUCUCCACACCACAUGCGGCACGCCGGCGUACGUGGCCCCAGAGGUCAUCGGGAAAAAAGGGUACGAUGGUGCCAAGGCGGAUCUCUGGUCUUGUGGCGUCAUCCUUUACGUGCUUCUCGCCGGGUUUUUGCCGUUUCAAGACGACAAUCUCGUGGCCAUGUACCGGAAGAUUUACAGAGGAGAUUUCAAAUGCCCGCCGUGGUUAUCGUCGGAGGCACGAAGACUCGUGACAAAGCUUCUCGACCCGAAUCCAAGUACCCGAAUCACCAUUUCCAAGGUCAUGGACUCCUCCUGGUUCAAAAAAUCGGUUCCUAAGAUCGUACGGACGAAACAGGAGCAGGAGUUCGACGAGCCGAGCGAGAAGAUCCUGUCGAAGCAGACGGAGACGCUGAACGCGUUUCACAUAAUCUCGCUGUCGGAGGGGUUCGAUUUGUCGCCGCUGUUCGAGGAGAAGAAGCGGGAGGAGAGGGAAGAGCUGCGGUUCGCAACGACGCGGCCGGCAAGCAGCGUGAUUUCGAAGCUGGAGGAGGUGGCGGUGGCGGGGAAGUUCAGGAUAAAGAAGAGCGAUUCGAUGGUGAGGUUGCAGGGGCAGGAGAGCGGGCGGAAGGGGAAGCUGGCGAUAGCGGCGGAGAUAUUCGCCAUGACGCCGUCGUUACUAGUGGUGGAGGUGAAGAAGGACAAUGGUGAUACGUUGGAGUACAACCAGUUCUGCAGCAAGGAGCUGCGGCCAGCGCUCAAGGACAUCGUGUGGACAUCCCCCGUCGAGAAUUCUACGGCGGCUUGAUCGAUUAAGAUUAAGAUCGUGAUUAGUGUUGGUUUAAUCGUGAUUAGUGUUGUUAAUUGUUAGUGUUGUUUCGAUUAAUUAAGGUGGAAUAGGAAACUGGGCCCGAGCUUGUAGCCACUGCUUAAAAGCCGUCGCAUGAUGUCCCUUGCUGUCGUUUUUAUCUGUUUUUUCUGAUUCUCUUUGUCUUUUGUGCGGUGAUAAGUGUAACUGUGAAUUUGUGUGAAGACGUCACAUAAGCUUGUCCUUUUAUUUAUUAAUUUAAUUUUUUAGAAAUGUGAAUAUAUAUGAAGUAAUUUUACAA